UCAGCUUGUCUUCUCCGUCGUUAAGGUGGACCUUCUUAAACAGCCCAAUGGAUCCAAUUUAUUUGGCCCAUUAAUAUGAAAAUAUGGCCCUCUAAGGGGAAUGCCUAAUUAACAGUUCACAGUUUGAAAAGUGAUAAACCAUACAGUUUUUUACUUCUCCCACCAUAACUUCUUAUAGAUUAUGAUUUCUUAAUUGAUCUGAACUCUAAAGAAAGCACCUCCAUAUAUCUACAAGAAUACAACCCCAUAUAUAGGUGUAUACAUAGCAUAACCAUCUCACCUUGCUUGGCCUAAUUAAAUUGAAUAACGUCAUAGAGUUUGGUAGUCUUUGUGUCAAUAUAUACAUACUUUCUAGGGUUCACUUUCACGCAGUAUGAACAAGAUUUUUCAUAUACCUUACAUGACUUCAAGUAAGACUCAUAUAUGCCAAAAAUCAAGUUCUAAUUUUGUAAUACUCAUUCUACACACUUGCUCUUAGAUAGUGAUAAAAUUAAGGUAUUGAUAGUUACUCUAAUUAAACUACUAACUUUGUCAACCAGAAUUGGACCUACAAUUAACAUUUUUAGAGUAACUAUGAACCAUAUAUACAUUCAGAAGAGUGGACCUACAAUUCUACAAAUAAAUUGUUAAAAUUCUCUAUUCAAGUUGAAACUUAUUUGACAUCCUAUUCUCAAAUCUCAAUACAACUCAAGUUGAUGUAAAGAGAUAUAAUUAGAUUAAUUAAUUUCUUCUUUUUAUCUACUUUUUUCACUUUUGUUAUAGAUUUAAACGCAGGGCAACCAAUGACAGCUUAUAAUUUGUAUGUCUCCGCAAUCUCAAAAGUCAAAACCAUCAGCAUACCAUGAAAACGAUCUUUAAAAUCGUAUCCCCAACCACAUGUGCGACGUCGUAUAGUACGGCUUAAGAAAUUUACACGAGCAUACAAAUCGUCAUAAAAUAGAAACAUUGAGACUUGACUAAAUUAAUUAAUCUAUUUUGACUUCUUUUUUUUCUAAAUCUUGCACUAUAUAUACAACUGUUUGAUCCCUUUGUUUCUAUCAAGACCUUGAAAAUGGCAUUAGCAUCACAUAUUCUUAUUCUUCUUUCUCUUUUUCUUCUCAUCUCGCUCGCCCGACCACAAGUUCCUUCAUUGGAGCAAUUCCGGUUCCUUAACAACGGCGACUUUGGAGAGUCCACGGUGGAUUACGGUGCAAGUUACAGAGAUUUAGGUGUAAUACGUAACCAGUUUCGUCUAUGUUUCUUCAACACCACGCCAAACGCAUUCACACUCGCUAUUGGGAUGGGAACAGGAAGUUCUGAUUCCAUCAUUCGUUGGGUUUGGCAAGCUAACCCUCAAAAUCCGGUUCAAGAAGAAGCUUCUCUUUCGUUCGGACCUGAAGGAAACCUUGUCCUGGCCCAGCCAGAUGGCACAGUCGUAUGGCAGACCAUGACAGAAAACAAAGGUGUUAUAGGCUUAACGAUGAACGAAAACGGAAAUCUUGUGUUGUUUGAUGAUGGAGGGUGGCCCGUAUGGCAGAGCUUUGAUUUCCCGACGGAUACACUCUUGGUCGGCCAGUCUCUUACACUCGAUGGGUCGAAGAACAAACUCGUAAGUCGCAACAAUGGGGCUUUUAGUCUUAUCUUAGAGCCCGACCGACUCGUUCUAAACCAUUUAGUCCCUCGGAGCAACAACAAAUCCGUUGUGUAUUACGUCAUAGAAGGUCGGUUUAUUCCAAGCGCCACUCUUUACGCGGCUAAAGACCAGGGGACCACGACUCAAUUGGGCCUAUCCACGCCGGGGCUUAGGCCUGAGUUUCCGUAUAAACAUUUCCUCGCAAGGCCUAGAUUCAACGCCUCGCAAAGUUUCCUCAGGCUUGACGCUGAUGGAAAUCUUAGGAUUUACACUUUCGAUUUCAAGGUCACUUUUCUUGCAUGGGAAGUAACAUUCGAGCUUUUCAACCACGACAACAACAACGAGUGUUGUUGGUUACCGUCCAAGUGUGGAGAGUUUGGGCUUUGUGAGGAUAAUCAAUGUGUGGCUUGUCCGUUGGAGAUGGGCUUACUGGGCUGGAGUAAGGCUUGUAAGCCUAAGAAGGUGAAGAGUUGUGAUCCGAAGACUUUUCAUUAUUAUAGACUUGGAGGUGUUGACCAUUUCAUGACUAAGUAUAACGUUGGUCUUGCGCUUGGAGAGAGCAAAUGUCGAAGUUUGUGUAGUCGAGACUGUAAAUGCUUGGGGUAUUUUUACGAUAAAAGUAGCUUUAAGUGUUGGAUUGCUCAUGAGCUUGGAACUUUAGUCAAAGUUUCUGAUUCCAGAAAAGUGGCUUAUAUCAAAACCCCUAAUGUUUGAUCUUUAAACGUGUAGAAAAGACGAAAAACAUAAUGGGCUUAAAGUGCUAAGAAGCCCAUUAAAUGUACAA
Molecule: messenger RNA, 2396 nt
Organism: Arabidopsis lyrata subsp. lyrata
Lineage: Eukaryota; Viridiplantae; Streptophyta; Magnoliopsida; Brassicales; Brassicaceae
Product: epidermis-specific secreted glycoprotein EP1
Exons: 1
Coding region: 1052-2326 (424 amino acids)
Source: RefSeq, a predicted model, not a curated record